AAGUCUGCUGCUUCGGAGAGCGGAUGCACCCUGCGCUCCCCGGCCCUGCGGGCGCACCUGGGCCGCGGCUGGCCCCCUCCGCGCUGGCUGCGCUCCUGGCGGGGGCCGCAGGCGGCUUCUGGGGGGCGGAGCUGCGAGAGGUCAGCGCGCCCGACGUCGCGCCGACGCCGACGCUCCCUCCGCCUGGGGCGGUCUGCCAGGUUCCGCUGGAGUGGGGCUGUCCAGAUUGCCCCGAGGUGCCGCCCUGCCCGGCCUGCCCGACGUGCCCCGCGCUGGAGGCAGACGGGCCGAGCGUGCUGGAGCAAGUGACCUCCCACCUGCUGGCUGGGGCGCUCUGGCGCGCGGCGGCGUGGGUCCAGGGGAGCGUCCGCAAGCCGGCCUCCAGGCGGGCCGCUGCAGGAGGCAGGCCGCCGCGAGAUGUCGCUGCUGAUGUUCGAGGAGGGCGGGGCGUGGUGGAGUGACCUGAAGCCGGGUCAGACCAUCGGGGUGCAGUACCGUGGCGACAUCGUCGACCACGAACGCUUGCUGUUGCACCCGUGUGCCAAAGAGAAGGACGUCUGGUACAUCGCCACCUUCGGCCUCAAUGAGUACCCAGAGGCCGUAGCGGUGGGCCUGGAUGCGGACAUCAUCAAAACCUCCCCGUUGCCUGAUGACGGGUCGAAGCCCGAUUGGCUCACGAGGAAGUUGUACCGCUUCCGUGUCUACCCCGACCGCAGCCAGCUGGUAGCCAUGAUCAAGCGCGGCUACCGGGCGGCCGUGAAGUACGAUGCGGGCGCCUCCCCGCCUGCGCUGGAGGACGUGCUGCUGCCGACGGGCGACGAGAUCGCGAUUGGCGAGCUGAUCCCUGGCUGGCCUGGGCCCGCGCGCAGGUUGCGGGACAAGCAGAGCGAAGCGGCCGGCGUCAGCGGCGCGGGCCUCCCAUCGCCGCUGCCUGCCGAGGAGCCGCCCGCUGCGCGGGUCGACUCUGCAGAGUUGGCGCCCGGCUUCCGCUGUUGCGCUAUGGGCUACAGCGACACGCUCUCGCCUGGCGACGAGGCCGCCUUGGGCGGGCAGACCUUCGAUCGAGCGGGUGCUAGCGACGUGCUGUUGCUAUGCUAGCCAGAGUAGAAUCUGUAGUAUGUGACUUCUGCCAGUUCGGGACCCCUUGGAGAAAGCGUGCCCGAUUUUUUUAAAUUAUAUAUAUAUAUAUAUAUAUGUGACUGGAUCCCAAAAACAGACCUGCUUGGCCUUCAGCGCAUUUGCGCAGGCAAACACGGCUUUUGCAGCGCAGCCAAGUGUAGACGCCACCAGUUAGAAGGAUCGGCUAUGCCACGUAGAGCCCAGGCUUGCCCGAAAGAACUGUGCCAGUCGUUAGUUCACUCCGUGUUGCAUAAGGCACAGAAUGCUCAGAUCAAUUAUUCCGACCUUGCUCUCACAACCCGGCCGGCUUCGCGCUGUGAGGUUCCUCCCACGCGCGCUGCUAAGGAAGGGUCGGGCGCGCUCUGCAAGGGGGUCCACAUUGCUCGCGUUCUAGCAGGGGUCAGAGUGGGCGACCUCUCCUUGGCGCAAGGUUUCAACGCCUACAUGGCUGCAGAUCCCGACUUCCUUCGGGAAGAUGGCAGCGGUCAACGGGAUACUGCGGCCCCUUCGCAGAUUUGCGUGCCAGGGCCAGAUGGGGUCGCGGACUCAUCCGCGACCGCUGGCGCUGGUCCAAGUUGUGCUGCAGCCUCAGUGCGUUCCGAGACGGCAGCU
Molecule: messenger RNA, 1731 nt
Organism: Prorocentrum cordatum
Lineage: Eukaryota; Dinophyceae; Prorocentrales; Prorocentraceae
Source: the annotation of a GenBank genome assembly